Molecule: messenger RNA, 7924 nt
Organism: Nycticebus coucang (slow loris)
Lineage: Eukaryota; Metazoa; Chordata; Mammalia; Primates; Lorisidae
Gene: PDE5A
Product: phosphodiesterase 5A
Exons: 21
Coding region: 645-3146 (833 amino acids)
Biological process (GO): signal transduction
Molecular function (GO): protein binding; 3',5'-cyclic-GMP phosphodiesterase activity
Source: RefSeq, a predicted model, not a curated record
AACGGACCCCUAGGGGUUGGCGGGUUCCGCGCGGCCGACGGAGACCCCAGAGGCCAGCUCUUCCUGGUCAUGAGCCAAGCGCCGCCGCGGAGGGCGGGAGCCUGUCCUUUUGGAGGCGGCUGCGCUUUAGGGCGCGCGUGGGAAACACUCGCUGGAGAGUUGGGAGGAAUUGAGACAGGAGCAGAGGGAUGAGAGGGUGGAGCGGAGUGUGCUUGGCGGGCGGGUCCCCUGAAGCCUGAAGAGUUGGUCGAAGCCGGGGCUCGAGCAAGGCUCCUACGGAAAGACUCAGGCUGACUCCAGGACGCAACCGCUUGGGGAAGGUCCCGAAGCCCACUGCCGCUGGCUCGGGGCCGCGGCAGCGAGGGUGACGCUGGCGGGGCGGUGAUGGUGGAGGAGCCGGCCGGGUCUCGGCGCCGGCCUCUCACCCGCCCGCGCGCGGCCGAGGCUCUGCGGGGCGCUCCCCGCCAGGGGGCGGCGCGGCGCGGGGCGAUCCGGCGGCGACGGGCGGCGGCGCGGCGGCCGGGGCGGUAGGGGUGCGGGCUCCGAGUCACCGACCUCACCUCACCUGGGCACGGCGUUGCCCUAGUGGAGCUUCCUGGAGUCCAGGAUCGGCGGAGUUCGGAAACGAACUUCCCGGGUUUGCUAUGUUGCCCUUUGGAGACAAAACGAGAGAAAUGGUCAAUGCAUGGUUUGCUGAGAGAGUUCACACCAUCCCAGUGUGCAAGGAAGGCAUCAGAGGCCACACCGAGUCGUGCUCGUGCCCCUUGCAGCAGAGUCCUCGUGCAGAUAACAGUGCCCCUGGAACGCCAACCAGGAAAAUCUCUGCCUCUGAAUUUGACCGGCCUCUUAGACCCAUUGUUGUCAAGGAUUCUGAGGGAACUGUGAGCUUCCUCUCUGACUCAGAAAAGAAGGAACAGAUGCCUCUAACCCCCCCAAGGUUUGAUAAUGAUGAUGGGGACCAGUGCUCAAGACUCUUGGAAUUAGUGAAAGAUAUUUCUAGUCAUUUGGAUGUCACAGCCUUAUGUCACAAAAUUUUCUUGCACAUCCAUGGACUCAUCUCUGCUGACCGCUAUUCCCUUUUCCUUGUCUGUGAGGACAGUUCAAAUGACAAGUUUCUUAUCAGUCGCCUCUUUGAUGUUGCCGAAGGUUCAACAUUGGAAGAAGCUUCCAAUAACUGUAUCCGCCUAGAAUGGAACAAAGGCAUUGUGGGACACGUGGCCGCGCUCGGUGAGCCCUUGAACAUCAAAGAUGCGUAUGAGGAUCCUCGGUUCAAUGCAGAAGUUGAUCAAAUUACCGGCUACAAGACCCAGAGUAUUCUUUGUAUGCCAAUUAAGAAUCACAGGGAAGAGGUUGUCGGUGUAGCCCAGGCCAUCAACAAGAAAUCGGGAAAUGGUGGGACGUUUACUGAAAAAGAUGAGAAGGACUUUGCUGCUUAUUUGGCAUUUUGUGGGAUUGUUCUUCAUAAUGCUAAACUCUAUGAGACUUCACUGCUAGAGAACAAGAGAAAUCAGGUGCUGCUUGACCUUGCUAGCUUAAUUUUUGAAGAACAACAAUCUUUAGAAGUAAUUCUGAAGAAAAUAGCUGCCACUAUUAUCUCCUUCAUGCAGGUGCAGAAAUGCACCAUUUUCAUAGUGGAUGAAGAUUGCUCCGAUUCUUUUUCUAGUGUGUUUCACAUGGAGUGUGAGGAAUUAGAAAAAUCAUCUGAUACUUUAACAAGGGAACGUGAUGCAAAUAAAAUCAAUUACAUGUAUGCUCAGUAUGUCAAAAAUACUAUGGAACCACUUAAUAUCCCAGAUGUCAGUAAGGAUAAAAGAUUUCCCUGGACAAAUGAAAACACAGGAAAUGUAAACCAGCAGUGCAUUAGAAGUUUGCUUUGUACACCUAUAAAAAAUGGCAAGAAGAAUAAAGUCAUAGGGGUUUGCCAACUUGUUAAUAAGAUGGAGGAGAAUACUGGCAAGGUUAAGCCUUUCAACCGAAAUGAUGAACAGUUUCUGGAAGCUUUUGUCAUCUUUUGUGGCUUGGGGAUCCAGAACACACAGAUGUAUGAAGCAGUGGAAAGAGCCAUGGCCAAGCAAAUGGUCACAUUGGAGGUUCUGUCAUAUCACGCUUCAGCAGCCGAGGAGGAGACAAGAGAGCUUCAGUCUUUAGCGGCUGCUGUGGUGCCAUCUGCCCAGACCCUUAAAAUUACUGACUUCUGCUUCAGCGACUUCGAGCUGUCUGAUCUGGAAACAGCGCUGUGUACAAUUCGGAUGUUUACCGACCUCCGCCUCGUGCAGAACUUCCAGAUGAAACACGAGGUUCUUUGCAGAUGGAUUUUAAGUGUGAAGAAGAAUUAUCGGAAAAAUGUUGCCUAUCAUAAUUGGAGACACGCCUUUAAUACAGCGCAGUGCAUGUUUGCUGCUCUUAAAGCAGGCAAAAUUCAGAACAAGCUGACAGACCUGGAGAUCCUUGCAUUGCUGAUUGCUGCGUUAAGCCACGAUUUGGAUCACCGUGGAGUGAAUAACUCUUACAUACAGCGAAGUGAGCACCCACUCGCUCAACUCUACUGCCAUUCUAUCAUGGAACACCAUCAUUUUGACCAGUGCCUGAUGAUUCUUAAUAGUCCUGGCAAUCAGAUUCUCAGUGGCCUCUCCAUUGAAGAAUAUAAGACCACUUUGAAGAUAAUCAAGCAAGCUAUUUUAGCUACAGACCUAGCCCUGUAUAUUAAGAGGCGAGGAGAAUUUUUUGAACUUAUAAGAAAAAAUCAAUUCAAUUUGGAAGAUCCUCACCAAAAGGAGUUAUUUUUAGCAAUGCUGAUGACGGCUUGUGAUCUUUCUGCAAUUACAAAACCAUGGCCUAUUCAACAACGGAUAGCAGAACUCGUAGCAACCGAAUUUUUUGACCAAGGAGACAGAGAGAGAAAGGAACUCAACAUAGAGCCCACUGAUCUGAUGAACAGGGAGAAGAAAAACAAAAUCCCAAGUAUGCAAGUUGGGUUCAUAGAUGCCAUCUGCUUGCAACUAUAUGAGGCCCUGACGCAUGUAUCAGAAGACUGUUUCCCCUUGCUAGAUGGCUGCAGAAAGAACAGGCAAAAAUGGGAGGCCCUCGCAGAACAGCAGGAGAAGAUGCUAAUUAAUGGGGAAAGCAGCCAGGCCACAAGGAACUGAGUGGCCUGUUUUAUGCAGAGUUGAGGUUUACAGUGAUGAUGUAUUCUACAGUCCGCCUAGUUUCAUUGUACACUGUACAGAUUUGGUGUAUACUUUGCCACUGCUGUAUUUUUUAUUUUUGCACAACUUUUGAGAGCGUAAGCAUGAAAUUCUUUUUAGGGGACUAUCUACCAUAUUUUCUGUAUGUGUGUUUUAUGCCACUGAACUGAGAUGAUCAACCACACCCACUCUUUGCACUCUGGUAAAGAGUGAUGUUUGUGCUGUUUUGUAUUCUGCAAAGUGCAAGUGAUAUCGUUGCACUGAGGUUUUGGGGGGAGGGGUUUUAAACACUUGGUUUUAGUUUCCUGAGUUACCAGUUUUUAAAGAAUGUUUUAAAGAAUGAAAGGAAUCUGUCUUUCCUUUCUCAAAAGUAGGCUAAGGGCAAAUUGAAAACAUUCUGUGACAUUUAAAGCCUUCCUAGGAUAGAGAAAAAUGUUGGCUGAAUGGAUUUUAAGGAGAAACAAGUAUAUGUUGUCAACAAUAUCUUAACAAAACACAAAGGCACUCUGAACCAACAUAAAGUACUGUGAGGUGGGUGCCUGUAGUUUAGUGGUUAGGGCACCAGCCAUAUGCUCUGGGGCUGGUGGGUUCAAACACGGCCCAGGUCUGCUAAACAACAACAAACAAACAACAAAAAAAAAAUAGCCAGGUGACGUGGUGGGUGCCUGUCAUCCCAGUUCCUAGGGAGGCUGAGGCAAGAGGAUCACUUGAGCCCAAGAGUUCCAGGUUGCUGUGAGCUGUGAUGCCACAGCACUCUACUGAGGGCGCCAAAGUGAAACUAUCUCUCUAAAAAAAAAAAAAGUACUGUGAGGCAGUAUUGUAGAGAUGACGUUGGUCUGACAUUUCUGUGAGAGUCACCUCAUUGGUCUGCUAUUUCUGUGAGAGAACAGACAGGAGAGAACUUUGUCAUUUUAGUGUAGUGCAUUUUCCACAGGCUACUCAUAAAGUCACUUUAUUCUCGCCUAUGUGAUGUGAAGUGGGAAACUUUAGUGGACGAUCUGGUCACUGAUCUCACUGAGGGAUGAACGUGAUCCAGAGGCAGAAUCGUAUUCCAGGCCCUAGAUGUUUGUCAGCCAAGAGAAAUGUUCUGCUGAAAGAUCACUCUAAAAGUCUUUUUCCUUCUGAACUUCUUUCUAAAUGUUUCUCAUCUUUUACUUCCUUACAAUCCAUAGUUUAUAGGGCAAAAGCUUAAAUCCUAACAAGACAGUGAGAAAAAUGUGAUACAGGAAGUCCCCAAGUUACAAACAUCGACUUAGUACAACUCACACUUAAGAUUGGAGGCUGUCACAGGUAAUAGGUAAAUGUACCUGUUCCAACUUACAUACAAAUUCAACUUAAGAACAAAGCUACAGAACCUAUCUUGUUUGUAUCCCAGGGACUGCUUGUAAUUGGAUCAUGACCUAAAGUGAGGCAUGAUUUAUAGAUAAAAGGCUAUAAAAUGAACUUUUCCCUCUGUCAAAUAAAGUUUUAACUACAUCACCAGCCUAGGGCUAUUACCAAUACUGGGGUCAAAAGAUGAAUUCAAGGGAGCAGUAAGGUAAGAAACCUUCUCCCUGAAUAAAACGUAGCAGUAUUGUCAUUAAGAAACUGCUCUGUUUUCAUGUAUAGGACAAGUCAACCCAGAAUCAGAGAUGUUAGGAUGUGUAUCCUAAACACUGGUCUUUAGCUGAUAGUGGUUUUUUAGCAUUUAGUACAGCUAACACUUUUAUAGAACUUGAGCCCAUUUAAGUGGAUUACUAUUGAACACAUUCAUUCAAUAUUGUAAAAUUAGAUAAUGAAUUGAGCAACUAGGCUAGGAAAGGAAAAUUGGUUCCAAAUAUUCAAGAAUGUUUGGAUUUGGAAAAAAUAGAAAAACCAUUUGUUUGAUUUGUUAACUUCUUCUACCUACUCCCCCCAAAAGAUAUUCAACCUGAGUUUUUAUCACUAAUUUGGAUAGAAAAUUUCUCGGGGAUAUAGUAAUUCAGCAUUCUCAAAGACCUUUCACCAAAUCAUGAUUUCCAUUUAUGUCCUUUCCCCUCUAAACUUUGCCUAAAACUUCACAUGUAUGCUGUUUUUUAAAUCCUGAGUGCAUAUAUAUAUAUACACAUAAGGUGGUGGCUUUUUUCUUAAAAUUCGGUUUAAAAAAAGCAAAUUGUACUGCCAUUAUCUUGUAGUGGUAAAGGCUAAUUUAAGAUGUUGUCAACAGUUUAAUGCUAUAUGCAUUCUUGUACUUUCAGGAUGUUAUUUUUAUGUCAUACAGAUGAAAUCUGUAAGGUUGUCUCUUGGUGCUGAUGUGUAAAUUACACAGACCGUCACUAAAAUGAGAUCUACAAACUGGUAUACACUUAUGCAUGCAUACUUAAUUCCUUUAGUAUAGAAAAAUUGUUGAAAGAAUAGCAAUCUUUAAUACAUUUUUUAUCACGCACAUUGUGAUUUAGCAAUUAUGCUAAAAUAUGUAGUUAUAUAUUUUAGUAGUUUGUUUAGACCCCUCUAAUAUAUGUCACUGAGCAUUUUUUGUAAACGUGGAUUUGUAUGUGUGUCAUUUUAAUAAGCAAUAAGAUAUAUUUAGAUUAGAAAUUGUUUAUUUGGCUUGCCUUUGGAUAGUGGUUUAUUUCACUUAGUAGUUUAGACAUUAAAAGAAGUUGGGCAAUGCCGUACCUAUUUUAUUUUAUUAUUCAGUAUUUUAGUUCAUACAGAAGAGGUUCUUCAUAAAGAACUCCUUUAGGACUGGUUAAUUGGUUCAAAUAAUAUUUAAUUUGUAGGAAAAUUAUUCCUUACAUGAGUUAAUAUCUGUGGUUCAUGGGCACAAAUCAAAGUUCUUGCUUUUAUGCGAAUAUUUCCUUUCGUAUCUUCUCAAGUUAGAAAAAAAUACAGUCUUCCCUCACCCAACCCCAUAUUUAUAUUACCCAUAACUAGCCAGAAGUUGUUCUAGAUUGUUUCGUUAGAGCAGAGUAACGUGAUAUCAUUUAAUUUCAGUUGGCAGCCAGAAAAGUCCCCACUAUUUUACUAUUUUACUAACUUGUUAAAAGAUGUCUAUAAAAUGCCCAGCCUUAUAUUUUUCAGUGAAUUGGCCUUUGCCAAUCACAGUUCUGAAUGAGCUUGUAUAAAUCAUUUAACCUGUAUGCGCCUGAACACAUUGUACUUUUAAAGGGGUUGUAUUUGGGCAAAGCGUUUGUCUUCACAGAGAAUGUCACAGAAGGCAGCUAUACUGCACAGCCCCAAUGGACCUCAGAGACCAUUGUCAGACACGGGAUGUUGGUCUAGAGAGCAGAUGAUCUAAUCCCACGUGUCAUUUCUCCUCUUGAGUUUCCAAGACUGAAGAAAACAAAGACAGUAAGUUCAUCAGCUUCACAUCCAGAUCACUAGUGAAUAUGAGAGUUCAGGCUCUUUGAGUACCUUGCCUCAGGACACAAACCCAGGGUGGUGAACGUUGUUGUCAUGAAUCUGUUCAUUAUGAGAAUUAAUUUCCUUUCAUAGGAGUAAUGGAGAUAAGAAAGUAUAUGAAAAUAUACAGAAAAUGCUGGAUUGUUAGAGGAAACUGGUCACAGUUCUUUGCUUGCCUGGCGUAAAGUGCCUUUAUUUUCAGUGUAGAGUAUAAAUAUCAGACAUGUCCCAAUUUGAUUUAUAACUUCUUGUAUUUUUCACCAGAUUUUACUCUUAAAACUCAACAGGCCAUCACAAGCAGUGCUUUCUUUUUUUAUGAGAAUAGUUUAAGGUGAGAGAAGGAAGAGUGUAAUCGCCACCCUCUCUUGUGAAGAGCUGUAGUUACGGUGGCACAGUCUAAUAGCUCACCAUCAAACAUGCGUCAAUCAAGCCAUCUUUCAUUGAGUCCCUGCCACAUAUUAAGUACUGUGCUCUGCCGUGGAGACAGAGCAGUGACCUCAAGGAGCUCAGAGUCUAUGCAGGAGGUGCUGGGUAAAAGACUUUUAACAGCUUCUCAUACUGCCAAUUUAGCAUGAAAACUUAGGGUACGUGAUGUCACUUUGAUUUUCAUCUAUAACAUAAGUAUCAUGCACUUUCUUUACCUGAAACAUAUUAAGAAACUACCAGUGAACAUACAUCCUGUGUUCUUGCAAGGAUGAACCACUUAACCUGUUGAUAGUUAAAGAACACCUUAUGUGUGGAAUCAUAUAUUCUUCUAUAUAGACUUUUUUUUUCAUAUUCUAGCCAGGUAGAGAUUACUCAUUUCUCUUGGACUGUUCUCUUGCACAUGGUUUUGGACCCCUUCUGCUCUACCCCAAGGAGCGAAGAAGAAAGUACUAAAGCUCACUUUGCCAUUCCAUUUACUUAUCAAAAGCCUGUGUGAACAUGUCUUAAUGAAUGUUGUUGAAAGCCAUGUAAAUAGUUGAAAAUAUAAAUUUCUAUUAGUUUAAGAAAACAUUGUGAAUCAUCACUAGCCACUGUUAAUAUCUAUUUGUAUUCUUAUACCUUUUCAAUAUUUUUGAACAAAUAUAUAGUUUCUGGCACUAUUUUUAUACUAGGAAAAAGAGUUACUAUGUAUAUUAUGUUUAACUAGGUCAUUUUAAAUAAUCGUGAAUGUUGAUUUCAUUUCUUUCCUCUCCUCUGCCGUGAGUAUCAUUUCAGAUGACUCUUCCGUGACAAAAUCACUUUAAAGGACACUUAAACACCUCCGAUCCUGGUAAAGUUAUGUAUGAGACAGUCAGCAUGGUUUUCCAUUGUGCAAACUCUUCACCUGUCAAUUGUUCCCUUAUUUUGCCAUGCUUUGUAAAAAUAAAAAGGAGAAUAAAUAAGUAGGUAUG